Molecule: messenger RNA, 1365 nt
Organism: Diaporthe amygdali
Lineage: Eukaryota; Fungi; Ascomycota; Sordariomycetes; Diaporthales; Diaporthaceae
Exons: 2
Coding region: 1-1365 (454 amino acids)
Cellular component (GO): cytoplasm
Molecular function (GO): calcium ion binding; calcium-dependent phospholipid binding
Source: RefSeq, a predicted model, not a curated record
AUGUCAUACGGGGCCUACCCUCCCUACGGCCAACCACCACCCCAAGGUCAAUGGGGAGCUCCUCCGCCGCCUCAACAAGGUGGCUACGGCUAUAACCAGGCACCGCCACCUUCACACUCGCCAUAUCCUCCUCAGGGCCACUCUCCCUAUCCACCUUACGGCCAGCCCCCACCUCAUCAGGGCUACGGCCCACCACCGCCUGGUCCUCCACCAUCUGAGCUCUACGGCUCGCCGGCUCCUCCAGGCGGCGCACACGCUUACUACCACCAGCAGCCCCCGCCUGGUCCACCGCCUGGACAGUACGGCGCUCCGCCCCCACCUCAUGGCGGCCAGUACGGAGGCGGCCAGUACGGGGCUCCAAGCCAGUAUGGGGCACCGCCGCCGGCUAGUUUCCCCACGCCCGUGUCGCCCGGCUACGGUCCACCGCAGGGCAUCCAGUGGGACGCGAAUCCCACCGCCAACGCCAUAAGGAAGGCCAUGAAGGGAUUUGGCACUGACGAGAAGACCCUAAUCCGCGAGCUCGCCGACAAGGAUCCCUUCCAGGUCCACGCCAUCAACGAUGCCUACCAGCGCAAUCACCGGCGCAACCUCGUGGCAGAUCUCAAGGACGAGACCUCCGGGUGGUUCGAGUACGGCCUCGUGCAGCUCGCCCGCGGGCCCCUCCUGGCUGACGUACACCUUUUGUUUGACGCCAUGGAAGGCCCGGGCACCAAGGAACGUGCCCUGAACGACGUGCUGCUGGGCCGAAGCAAUGCCGACAUCAACGCCAUCAAGAACGCCUACCGCCAGGUCUUCCACCGGGACCUGCUCGCCGCUGUCAAAGACGACCUCUCACUCAAGACCGAGCGCCACUUCGAGAUCGUCCUCAGCGCCCAGCGCGCAGAGGACUCGGCCCCCGUCAACAAGCCCGACGUCGACCGCGACGUCGACGCCAUCUACAGCGCCACCGAGGGCAAGCUGGGCACGGACGAGAUGCGCGUGUGCUCCAUCCUGUCGACGCGCAACGACAACCAGAUCCGCGCCAUCGCGCACGAGUACAAGCUCAAGUACGCCCGCGACCUGGAGACGGUCAUCAAGAAGGAGUUCCGCGGCCACAUGGAGGAGGCCCUGCUGUUCCAGCUGCGCCGCGGCAUGGACAAGUACAUGCACCAGGCCAUCCUGCUCGAGGACGCCAUGGCCGGCGCCGGCACCAAGGACUACCUGCUCGUCUCGCGCGUGGUGCGCUCGCACUGGGACCGCGCCAACAUGGCCAACGUCAAGGGCGCGUACGAGAAGAGGUACGGCAAGAGCCUGGCGAGGCGCAUCAAGGGCGAGACGAGCGGCGACUACGAGCGGUUGAUGAUUGCAUGCAUCGGAGAACGAUAA